This is a messenger RNA of Botrytis fragariae, 660 nucleotides long. RefSeq lists its product as uncharacterized. Lineage: Eukaryota; Fungi; Ascomycota; Leotiomycetes; Helotiales; Sclerotiniaceae. The record is from RefSeq and is a predicted model, not a curated record. The transcript has 5 exons. Bases 1 to 660 code for a protein of 219 amino acids.
AUGGCAUUCAGAAGAGAGGCUUUGGCCAAAUCUUUAAAGACUAAGAGACUCGAAGCACGACUUGAACAGAUGAGCUCGGAGUCCAGUGCAGCCAUGUCAAGAUUCCAGCAACUAUGCGAUGAUAAUGCAGUUCUGGAGAAAGAAAACGAAGAUCAAGCCGAGACAAUUGAGAACUAUCGACUCCAUUUAUCAAACAUCAGAAAAGACAUGGAGAAGUCGAUCUCUAGGGCGGAAGAGAAACGUAAAAAAAAUAUUCUCGUUUUCGAAUGCCGAGAAGGACUUAUUGGUAGCGUGAUCAUCAUGGGGAAGAAGAAGCUUUCCAAAAGGGCUAUCUCGGAUCUAGUGAGUGACUGCCAGAUUUCACAAUCAUUACCGAUGCAGAAAUCAAAGAUGCCGUCUGAAAUUUUACUCUCCAGUCUACCGGUGAAUGGGAAUCCAGUAUUAGGAGUAAAUAGCUCAUGUCAUCAAGCUUGUCAAACUAUACCACUUCAAAAUAUCACCUAUGAGAACAACAAUGCAGCUGGUUCACAAGAGAAGAACCCUGCAGCGAUUGCACCUGGCACUACUUGUAAAGAGCAGCCGACUAAUAGUUCGAAUUCUAGUCAAACCGAGGACAAAGAGACCCUCAAAUAUCCCAAAUCCUGGGAGAAUUGGAAAUAA